CUUCUUGCGCAGCUGAUUUCGGUUCAAAACAUUUAUUGACGAAAACACUUUAAAGCCCACGGAUGCCCUCCAUCAGGCAUGCGACCGACAACUUCGGGGUAUUUUGUGAAGGUGAAGAUAAGGCAAGUGGACGAAGAGCAGGAAUGCAGAGGUUGAGAGGUCAAGGGCCACUGCUGUGACUUGUCCUAUUUAGUUUCACCUUUCGCAAAGGGGAAUCUGGAUUCCAAUAAGCACAGCGCAAACUGGAAGGAAAUGAUGUGUCCAUGAUUCCACUGAAGUUGCUGCAUUAUUGUGCAACAGAAUGGAAAGAUUACAUUUGGAGUGAAGGCUGAGUUUGUUUGGACUAUAUGUGUUUUAAGACUGUUAAGGAGACAGAGGUAAUAGAUACCGGCUGCACUAGACUGGAGUGUCUAGACACCCCAUAAAACUGGACCACCUAAUUUUCCAUUUGGCCGAUGGAGUGUUAGUCAGUCUGGAGGAGGAGCUGAGGGCUCACAUUCCUGUUGUUGGAAAGAUACAGUUGUGGUUCGCUGAAUAGUAGUGAGACAAGCUUAAAUGCAUCUAAUCAUAACACCUGAGAGAGAGCAAGGCGAUGUGGUCUCUCACUCUCUGAUGCCAGAAUGAGAACCUACACCCGUGGGGCACCAACAGUGUUCUUCAUAAGUGCACUGUGGGUGCUGGUAUCCCCAGCUCUGGGUGAAGUGGAUCCCAGUGGAGGCAUUGCAUUCCUUGGAGGGAACUACGAUGGAACUCACCCCAUGCUCUACUUUGCCCAGGCAGAGGUUGAGGAGCUACAGCGUGCAGCCAUAGAGACGCACAAAGCUCUGGCCCAACAGAUCCGUGAGGCCGGGGAGGCCAUGCUAGAGCGACCGGAGGAGUAUCUGCCCCCCUGGAACUCUGCCGAGUUCAGCGCCCGCUGGAACGAAGUCUAUGGGAACAAUUUAGGCCUGCUGUCUAUGUUCUGUCUGCUGUAUCCACACCGUGCCGGUGCACUGGACAUGGCCAAGGAAUACAUGGAGCGGAUGGCCGCACAGCCCAACUGGUUGGUGAAAGAUGCUCCAUGGGAUGAAGUUCCAGUGGCUCACUCUCUGGUUGGCUUUGCCACAGCAUAUGACUUCCUGUAUGAGUACCUUAGCAAAGUUCAACAGGAGCGUUUCUUGCAGGUGAUUGGGAAUGCUUCACGCUACAUGUACGAGAAAUCUUACCACCGUGGCUGGGGAUUUCAGUACCUCCACAACCACCAACCAACUAACUGCGUUGCGCUUUUAACCGGCAGUCUUGUGCUCAUGAACCAAGGAUACCUCCAGGAAGCAUACCUCUGGACAAAACAGGCUCUUGCAAUAAUGGAAAAGUCCAUGGUGCUUCUCCAAGACGUGACUGAUGGUUCUCUGUAUGAGGGUGUGGCCUAUGGAACUUACACAACUCGUUCACUCUUUCAAUACAUGUAUUUGGUACAGAGGCACUUUGCUAUUGGUCACUUCAAUCAUCCCUGGCUGCACAAACACUUUGCAUUUCUCUACAGGACAGUGUUACCUGGUUUUCAAAGGACCGUGGCAAUCGCAGAUUCCAACUAUAACUGGUUCUAUGGGCCAGAGAGUCAGCUAGUGUUUUUGGAUCGGUAUGUCAUGCGAAACGGCAGCGGGAAUUGGCUGGCUGAUAUAAUCAGGCAGAACCGUGUUCUGGAGGGUCCAGGACAGGCAGGGAAGGGUCAGCGCUGGUGCACACUGCACACAGAGUUCCUCUGGUAUGAUGCCAGCCUGCAGCCCACCCCACCUCCUGAUUAUGGUACAUCGCACCUGCAUUAUUUCGAAGACUGGGGAGUAGUGACCUACGGAAGUGCCCUACCUGCAGGGAGAAACCACACAUUUCUGUCCUUUAAGUCGGGUAAGCUUGGCGGACGUGCAAUUUUUGACAUUGUACACCAAAACAAAUACAAAGACUGGAUCAAAGGGUGGCGUAACUUUAAUGCCGGCCAUGAGCACCCGGACCAGAACUCUUUCACAUUCGCCCCAAAUAGCAUUCCGUUCAUCACAGAGGCAUUGUAUGGACCCAAAUACACCUCCUUCAACAAUGCAGUCAUGUUCGGGCCUGCAGUGUCUGAGAGCUGCUUCGCACCAUGGGAAGGCCAAGUUACGGAGGCAUGUAACUCUAAAUGGCUAAAGUAUAAGCAUGGGCAAGCAGCAGAUUGCCAAGGUCAGGUGGAGGCCACUCUGGAGCGGCAGGGCAUGGUGUUUAUUCGUGGUGAGGGCCAAGCAGCGUACAACCCUGAGCUGAAGAUCAAGAAUUUUCAGAGGAACCUCCUGCUGCUUCAUCCUCAGCUGCUGCUGAUGGUAGACCACAUUCAGCUCCAUUCAGGCAGCCUAACACGCAGCAUGAGCAGCUUCUUCCAUAACACAGACCUGCCCUUCCAGAACACCCAGGUUGAUGGUGUGCAUGGUGCUCUGAUCAGACACGGAGAUGAAUCUUACAAGAUGUUCUGGCUGGAUGAAACGGGUGGCAGUGAAAGGGCAACAGUAGGCUAUAGGAGCUACCCCCGUGGAUACCCCUACAAUGGGUCAAACUAUGUAAAUGUGACUAUGCCAGUGAGGUACCCUACCAGCAGAGUGGCUUACAUCUUCUUUGGGCCAGGAGUGGAUGUGCAGAGUUUCAGUGUACAUGGCGACUCAGAAAGACUAGACAUUUAUCUGGUCACCAGAGAACACACCUACACCAUCUAUCUGCUUACAGGUGAGGUUCCCCCCAAACCUUUGUAUGCGAUGGUGUUGAUAAAUCAAAAGAAAGUGGUGUUUGAAAGAGCAUCAGGGAUAGAGGAGCACCCCUUGGAAGAAGUAGAGGAAUAUGUUCAUGUUGUGGAGGACAAUCUUCAGCAUGUCAAACCAGUCUUCCAGCAGUUAGAAAAACACAUCCUGUCACAGGUUCUUAACACAGAUAGCUUUCACAAAACUGCUGAGCGCCUCCUUAAGUCUUCAGACAAGAGGAAGGCACCAGGGACAGUUGAGAAGAUGUUUGCCCUCUCUAAAAAGCAAGGAAAGGGAAAGGGUGGCAAGAAGGCAAGCCUCUCUGACAGCCUACCAGACAUCUUUGCCCAGAUUGAGGCGAAUGAGAAAAAAGAGAGGCAGCGGACAAUGAAACACAUCUAUGAGGAGGUUCCAGAGGAGGCAGAUGGUGACUCGAGGGCAUUCAUUGAGUACAGUGAUGUACGAAAGGGUAGAAAAGUGGGAUUUGUAAAGGGGCGGAAAUUCAAAGAAGUGCGCUUAGUGGGUACUACAGGGAGUGACGAUAUGUCCGGCUCCACCUCAUACAUCCGCCUCUUCCUCAUUUUGAAUAUAGCCACUUUCUUCCUCCUGUUGGCAGUGCUGUUGACGCGCUUCCAGAGGGCUCAGAGUUUGCACACACAGCGUUGCCUCUACUGUGUCCUCCUUAUAGAUAGCUUCAUCCUGCUCUGUCUGUACUCCUCCUGCUCGCAGACACAGUGCUGACAUCAUCACUGUGGGACAUUCAGCCGGUAUUUCGGCACAAGUGUUGUCAUCAACACUGUGGAAGAUUAGGCUAUUCCUGUUUGCAGGCAUGGUGCAUCCUCAGUAUGAGGCAUCAUUAAAGGAAUAGUUAACCCCAAAAAUAUAAUUAUAUACUCACCUUCAUGUUUUCCACACCUUUAUACUGUUAUUUUUUUCAGUGCAAUACAAAAGAAGAAUUUUUAAAGAAUCUUAACACAGCUCUCUUCCAUAUACUUACAGAUCAUAAUGACCAUAUCUGUCAAGCUCUAAAAAUGACAAUCAUAUCAUAACUGUAGUCCAUACAACUUCCCCUCCACCACAGCCCUCAAAUCAAAUAUGGCACCUUUGGCACGGUUAGACAUGAAUGACAUCAAACAUAAUACAGGACAAUAGAUGCCUACUGUCCCGUAUUUUAGCCGUGAAAAUGGCGGAAAGUCCUGCAUUGAAUGCCUUGUGUCCCGUAUAGAAAUGUCAAAAUGUUCCAGCAUCCCGUGUUCACAUGGCAAAAAGUUUGCAACCUAAAAUGUAGUGUAUGAUUCAUGGUGUCAUGAAAUGCUUUCAUGGUGGGUUUGUUUUUCCCCCUCUUUUUUGAGCACAGAUGUGGACCCUAUUGUCACUAUAUGGAAAAGAGCUGCUUAACAAUUUAGAAUGACAUGUAGUGUAGGUAAAUAAUGACAGAAUUAAAAUUUUUAGGUGAACUAUCCCUUUAAUGUCAGACAUUUUUCCUGCUCACAGGCAAAGUGCUUACAUCAUCACUGUGAGACAGUUAGAUGGAAUGAUAUGCCUUCUCCACAAUGCAGUGUUGCUGCAGUUUAUCCAGUACACCUCAUACUGAGCCAGUGUUAGCAAACAGUUGUCUGAGAAAAGCUGAUUCCAAAUAGGAAUUGCAAGAUUUUUUAUUUUAUUUUUAUUUUUAUUUUAAUGCAAAAUUAGCCAAUCCACCUCCAAUCAAAAGCUUCUGUGGAGCUUUAUUAUAAAGUUUACAUUUGUAAAAUGUCUUGUGGGACUCUCCAUGGCUAGCCACUAUUAUCCAGAUACACUGCAAGCUAUGCACAUUUGGUAACAACAUGGACUUACUUUCAUCACAAAAUAUGUGUAAAAUGUAUAUAUGUUCAAUCAAAGUAUAUUUUUGGGUGUUGUUUUAUACUCUUGCUAAUUAAAAGACAACCACAAAAAUG
Messenger RNA from Myxocyprinus asiaticus (Chinese sucker), 4675 nucleotides. RefSeq names its product dermatan-sulfate epimerase-like. Bases 621 to 3479 code for a protein of 952 amino acids. The record is from RefSeq and is a predicted model, not a curated record. NCBI's taxonomy places the organism in Eukaryota, Metazoa, Chordata, Actinopteri, Cypriniformes, Catostomidae. Gene Ontology annotation, molecular function: chondroitin-glucuronate 5-epimerase activity. The transcript has 7 exons.